CUUGGAUAAGAUGAAAUAAAAAAACCCAACCAAUCAGAGUGCGGGAUGGCUACCUGGUGUGGCCAAUGAGAGAGACAGAAGUGGACGCUGAGGGGGGAAAAGUGCGCUGGGAUUGGCUUUUAGCUAGCCAAUCAGGGAUCUUAAGCUGGAAAGCGAGGGGGCUGCAGUAGGGGGACUUCGAGCAGCGACUAGCCGGCAGGAAUGCAAAGGAUGGGUGAAGUGGAGAUCUCGGCCCGGGCGUUUGUCAAGAUGUGCCUCCACGCUGCACGUUACCCCCACGCGGCAGUGAACGGGCUGCUCUUGGCUCAAAGGCAUCCGACGACGGCCGGGCAGCCAGAAUGCCUCUGCGUUACGGACUGCAUCCCUCUCUUCCACACCAACCUGUCGCUCACUGUCAUGCUGGAGGUGGCCCUGAACCAGGUUGACAUCUGGAGUGCAGCAUCAGAUUUGCUCCUUGCUGGCUAUUACCAGGCCAAUUCUGGAGUCGACGACAAAAGCCCUCCCCCUCUUGCACUAAAGACAGCCGGACGCAUCGCUGAGCUGUAUGAUGAUGCCGUGCUUAUCAUGUUGGAUAACCGCAAGUUCACGAUAAAUCCCCGGCUCCCUCCAAUAACUGUGUUGGAGCAGAAAGAUCGCCAGUGGGUCCCCAAAGACAAGAACCUGGUCAUGUGGAGUGACUGGGAAUCCUCUCGCCAGAUCUGCAAGUCCCUCCUAGAAGCCAAAGCUUACUCCCAGUUGGUUGACUUUGAUGACCACCUGGAUGACAUCCGAGAGGACUGGACCAAUCAGCAGCUGAACACAGAAAUCGCCCAGUUGGUUUCAGUGGCCAAUGGCAAUGCGUGAGGGAAUAGAAUCGGUCCUCAGCAGCCUGAAAGGGCAAGGAGAAGGACGGAGCAUCAUUUGAACUGGUCAGCUGCUCCCCAUCCAGCCCAUAGUUUAGGGUGACUGAAGAAACUGUGGAUUUGUAGCUGAUGACUUCUUAUUCCUUUUCUUCCCCCAGAAAAAGACUUGCCCAAAAUAGCCGUCGUUCUUUGCACACACACAAAAAGGACCCACCAAACCAAUGUUUUGCUCAACGGAUCAUUUUUUUUAAAAAAAAAAUCUAUAUAAUGGAUUCUUCUCAAUACAAAAUUGGAAUUUUUUUUGUUUAUAAAUCCUGCAGUUUGUAAGAGAUUGCAAUUCAAAGUUUUCCUUGCAUUCAGUUUCGUUUCGUUAAUUAAAUUUUAAACUCUUGUCAAA
Molecule: messenger RNA, 1239 nt
Organism: Elgaria multicarinata webbii
Lineage: Eukaryota; Metazoa; Chordata; Lepidosauria; Squamata; Anguidae
Gene: EMC9
Product: ER membrane protein complex subunit 9
Exons: 6
Coding region: 202-843 (213 amino acids)
Cellular component (GO): EMC complex
Source: RefSeq, a predicted model, not a curated record